GAGAUGAAUCAGUUUGACGGAUACUGCUGCGCGUAAAAAGUUGUGGAUGGUUACUUUUACGCAUACACAUUUAAGGGACUAUUUUAUCUUCACACGUGGCAGUAUAAUAAGAGACCUGGUGACAUUUUUCCCUCUGCAAAAAUACCGCCAACAAGCAGACUGGAAGACCAUCCACACCGGAGAACACCGCGGAUCCGCAGAGCGCAGAUGAUCGCAACUGGUGUUUGUGGAGUAGCGCUGGUGCUGGUGUUGGUGGUUCUGAUCCCGGUCCUGGUGAACACCGCCGGGACUCCUGCCCGCUAUGAGAUGCUCGGCUCCUGUCAAAUGGUGUGUGACUCCCACGGGACAGCGGCGACCGCCACGGCAAAGGCAACCAACCCGAUUAAAGACAACCGCCUGGCACAGUCGCUGCCGACGUUCAUCCAAGGUCCUCAAGGUGAGCCUGGACGCGUGGGAAGAAUGGGUCCGAGGGGUCCGGUAGGCGAGCCUGGACCCCCUGGAUCUGUUGGUCCUCCCGGAGAGAGAGGGGCACCCGGCCCUCCCGGUCUACCCGGGUCCCCCGGAGCAAAUGGGCCAAAUGGUGCCAUCAGCGCUGCCACCUACAAUACUAUCCCAAAGAUCGCGUUUUACGCCGGACUGAAGAAGCAGCACGAGGGAUAUGAAGUGUUGAAAUUCGACGAUGUAGUCACAAAUCUUGGCAACCAUUACGACCCCGCUUCAGGGAAAUUCACCUGCUCAAUACCCGGGAUUUACUUCUUUGUUUACCAUGUGCUGAUGCGAGGCGGAGAUGGGACCAGCAUGUGGGCUGACCUUUGCAAGAACAACCAGGUGAGAGCAAGUGCCAUCGCCCAAGACGCCGACCAGAACUACGACUACGCCAGCAACAGUGUCGUCCUGCACCUGGAGCCCGGGGACGAGAUUUACAUCAAGCUCGACGGAGGGAAGGCGCACGGGGGCAACAACAACAAAUACAGCACGUUUUCCGGCUUCAUGUUGUACGCUGAUUGAAACAGAAAGUGGAAACAGCUCGCUUCACUGCUCAUGCUCGAUUCCAUGUCAGUUGGAUUACAAAAGACAGAGCUCAACAUUUGAAUAUUGAAAAAAAAAAAGGGGGGAGGAUGUGGAGGACGUCGUGCGUAAAAAAAAAAAAAACUGUACCUCAGUGUAAUUUCAGAAUAUUAUCACGGAUUAUAAAAUGUACAGCAAUGAAAUGUAACCCUGCCAAACUCAUUAGUGUUGCUAUUGCACCCUGAAUGAACUGCUUAGCUUUAAAAUAAUAAGUUUGCUGAUGUGUCAAACAUGCUGUGGCUGCACCUGCUGAGAGAAAGAAUUGACCUGAGACAUUCAGUUAAACGAUACAUAAUCACCAACCUGUCACAGU
Messenger RNA from Labrus bergylta (ballan wrasse), 1381 nucleotides. RefSeq names its product complement component 1, q subcomponent-like 3b (gene c1ql3b). Gene Ontology annotation, molecular function: protein binding. The record is from RefSeq and is a predicted model, not a curated record. NCBI's taxonomy places the organism in Eukaryota, Metazoa, Chordata, Actinopteri, Labriformes, Labridae.